Molecule: messenger RNA, 749 nt
Organism: Sciurus carolinensis (gray squirrel)
Lineage: Eukaryota; Metazoa; Chordata; Mammalia; Rodentia; Sciuridae
Product: 39S ribosomal protein L48, mitochondrial-like
Exons: 1
Coding region: 68-703 (211 amino acids)
Cellular component (GO): mitochondrial ribosome
Source: RefSeq, a predicted model, not a curated record
CGCAAAGGAAUCGCGACUGCUGGGAGGGAGCUUCGAUUUGCACCUUUAGAGAUCGCAGCAGCAAAAAAUGAAGGGAACCCUGGGGAAGGUGCUGUGCCUGCGGAACAAUACCAUUUUUAAGCAAGGCUUUUCCCUCUGCAGAGUUAGAGCUUUGGGAGAGAAUUCCUCUUAUUCUGCAGGUGCCAUUCUACUGGCUACCAGUCGGCAUUAUAAGACAAAGCCCACUCAUGGCAUUGGAAGAUACAAGCACCUAAUUAAAGAACAAGAGCCCAAGAAGAAGGGAAAAGUGGAAGUGAGACCCAUUAAUUUGGGGACAGAUUAUGAAUAUGGGGUUUUAAACAUUCACAUAACUGCAUAUGACAUGACCCUGGCAGAGAAUUAUGCCCAGUAUGUUCAUAACUUCUGCAACCAUCUCUCCAUCAAAGUCGAGGAAAGUUAUGCGAUGCCCACUAAAACCAUGGAGAUACUGCAGCUGCAAGAAAAAGGCAGCAAAAUGUCCCUGGACUCAGUUCUUACUAUCCAUGAGCGAGUGAUUCAGAUCAGCAGUUUGAGCACCACAUUUGCAGAGAUUUUCUUGGAAAUACUCCAAAGCAAUCUUCCUGAAGGAGUCAAAUUGUCAGUAAGGGAGCACACUGAAGAAGACUUUAAGGGAAGGUUCAAAGCUCGGCCAGAACUAGAAGAGCUAUUGACCAAGUUGAACUAGUUAUUGCAGAUCCUUUCAUGCCCCAGCACUGGUGAUAUUAAGUGCC